This is a messenger RNA of Alosa sapidissima (American shad), 730 nucleotides long. RefSeq names its product mitotic spindle organizing protein 1 (gene mzt1). Gene Ontology annotation, cellular component: gamma-tubulin ring complex; spindle; interphase microtubule organizing center. NCBI's taxonomy places the organism in Eukaryota, Metazoa, Chordata, Actinopteri, Clupeiformes, Clupeidae. Bases 308 to 529 code for a protein of 73 amino acids. The record is from RefSeq and is a predicted model, not a curated record. The transcript is spliced from 3 exons. Gene Ontology annotation, biological process: gamma-tubulin complex localization; mitotic spindle assembly; microtubule nucleation by interphase microtubule organizing center.
UCUCAGACAUUUGAAAGCUUUGUCAUCCUUCAUGCAUUUUAGCUGUCUUAGCUAAUGUGGCUUUCUAAGUGAUUCUCGAAACUCAAAUUCUAAGACUAAGUUUCUGAAGCAAUCACUGUUAUUUAUUAGAAUCAAAGAAUCUCGUUACAUUAAAACAGACCAGAGACUUGAUGUGGUUACGUUGUCAAGCAGUAAGCCAGCAGUGUAAGCCAUCUAUGGUUCACAGUCAGCUCUGGUAGCUAACGUUAGCUAGAUAGCUAGCUAUCAAGUUUGCGUUUUGGACAUUUCUCUGUUAUAAACAUUGACAAUGGCUAGUGCUACAAAUGCAAACAUGAAUGCUGUUCGGGAAACAAUGGACGUACUGCUGGAGAUAUCACGCCUAUUGAACACAGGCCUGGAUAUGGAGUCACUGUCUAUAUGUGUACGGCUGUGUGAGCAGGGCAUCAAUCCAGAAGCAUUGUCCUCUGUCAUCAAGGAGCUCCGGAAAGCAUCAGAUAACUUGAAGGCUACUGAAAACAGCACUAAUUAAGGAACCCAGACUCCAUCAUGGAUCAUCUGAAAGCCCGCUGCACAUGACCCUUGUGUGAUUAAGUUAAUGUUUUUGGUAUUUUACCUCUAUCCCUUAAUUUUCAAAAAACCUGCGCCUUCGGCUUGUGUAUAUAUAUAUAUAUGACAGACUUUGUACAUAUUUGAAACUUUCUAUGUGUAUUAAAUUUACUUUGACAUUUAA